AUGAAGUGUCAAGCUCUGUCGGUCGUGCUUGCCUGCACUGUGCAGGCAGUCUGGGCCAACCCACCGCCAGCCUACGGCAAUGCCCCAUCACCACCUACUUAUGGGUCCAAGCCGCCGCAAUAUGGUUCUAGUCCACCUCAGCCAUACGGUGUCUGCAAGGAAUACUACAGUCUCAUCUACUACCCUCCUGCACAGGCAUUCUGCCAGAAUAACUACCCUAAGCCUCGACAGACUUCCACCGUGGUCACCACAUCGACUGUCACAGUGUCUCAGCCCUAUCAAGGCCCGCCUUCUCACGGCCCGCCUGGCCAUGGUCCGCCGACUCCACCUUCUCACGGUCCACCUUUCGCCGGCCCACCAGCCGUCUGCAAUGCCAAGCGAGAGGCAGAUCCUGAAGUCGAGCCUGUCGCUGAAGCCGAGGCACAUCUGAUGAAUCUCCGCAAGAGGCACUACGAUCUGGCGAAGGAUUUCUGCGAUAAAUGCAUCAAGCCGAAGCCACCAGUAACCACAACCCAGACAAUCACCAAAACGGAGACCAAAAAGACCACGCCUCCAACAUAUCCAACCACAACCGCAGUGUGUCAAAAUGCGCUCGAGCAAUGCGGAUGGGACAAGAAGUGCUGCCAUGGGCUUUCCUGCAAGGACUUCACUGUCCCAGCUUACGGUAACGACUACACGAUCUACAAGUGUGUGCCGGAUGUUCCCCCUUCCACCACCAAGUCGACAGCCACCGGCCCGAGUACCACGAAGUCUGUAUACACAACGACUCCGCAAAGCUCAACGACCAAGAGCACAACGCAGCCCGUCGGCACGGAGACUGAGAACACCAAGCAGUCUUUCGACCAGCGGAUUGACCAGUUCCUCUGGCACUCAGUAUACGAGCUCGACCUCUCGCCCUGGAUCCUCUUCGACCAGUCAAUCGACCGGUUCAUCUGGAAGCCAGUCUACGAGCUCGACUUCUCGCCCUGCGACUUCUUCCACGUCCUUGUCCACGAUCUCAAUAAGUACAUCUUCAGGGUCGACCUCCGCGUCCACUACAUCCAAGCAGGGCACUACAACUUCCGUCUCGACCAGCAAGACCACUGGAAGUACAUUGCAGUCCACGACAAGCGAGACGACCAAAGGUUCGACCACAGCAACUACGUCCCAGAUCACCUCCACCAGUGUCUCCACGACGCCGGGCACAUCGUCCUCAGGAAGCUCAAGCUCGGGCUCCACAGCCCGCAGUACAACUUCCGUCACUACGCCAGUACGAGCUCCGCCACUACGCCAGACACCUCCUGCACUUCAAGCCAGUCUACUUCUGCCACCACAAGUGACAAGAGCACUUCAAGCUCACGCUCCAUGACCGACAGCGACUACGUCGUCAACGGUGACAGGAACUUCUACCAAGACGACCGCUACAGCGUCGCAAACUCGAAGAGCACAACAUCGACCGGAUCUUCGACCGAUUCCACUACCUCCAGCUCGAAGAGCACCACGGCCAGCACGUCGGCCAGUACGACGCCCUACACUACGCCAAGCACAUCGUUCAGCGGAUCGUCGACCGGAUCUUCUAGCUCCCAGAGCAGCACGAGUAAGAUGACGACCCAAAGUACAACAGCCAGCGAUACCCCGUACACGACAGCCAGCACGACCCAAAGCACAACUAAGGGCACAUCCGAGAGCACAACGCCCUACACAACGCCGUACACAUCGCCUUCCACUAGCUAUACAACCGGCAGUUCGACCUCCAGCUCGUCAAGUACUACCGCGAGCUGCAAGCCGAAGCACGAUGACUGCGAAUGGUCUAGCGAGUGCUGCCCCGAUCUCGAAUGUCUCCCUGCAGAAGACGUCUAUGGCGUACCGGCAUACAGCAAGUGCCAGCCAUCUCCAAGCACGUCAACAUCUUCUUCUUCGUCUAGUACAGCCUCGACAACUGGAAGCACUGGCAAAGCUUCCAGCACAACAUCGUCUGAGACAGAAUCAACGACGAGCAAGGCGACUACGGAAACAAAGAUGAGCACCACUUCUGCAAUUGGCUCGAGUUCCUCGACAACCUCUGCGACCACAACGGCAUCCUGCAAGCCGGAGCCGGAGAAUUGCGAGCAUUCUGACGAGUGCUGUGCUGAUCUGCAGUGCCUGCCCGCUAAGGACGUCUAUGGCUAUCCUACCUACAGCAAAUUUCACGAAGACGGAAGGAUCAACGACAAGUUCAUCCGUCUUCCACUACUGUAUCGCAUUCGACAACGACAAGCGAAGAAGGCGGUCCCACUCCUCCAACAACUGCAUCGUCUUCCACGACUUCAGGAUCGUCCUCAUCAAGCGCCAGUACCACCACUGCCACUUGUCUCGCAGAGCACGAGAUCUGCAAAUGGAGCGAUGAUUGCUGCAUGGGCUAUACAUGCGAGACUGUCGACGAACCUUACGGCUAUGGAGAGCCUACCAAGAAGUCGACAGCACGACAAAAUCGAUGAGUACUACGACCUCCGCAACUCGACUGAAUCGACUGGUACGGCCACGACCAACACACCGUCAUCGACAACAUCAUCAGCAUGCGUCACCAAGGAUGCCGAAUGCACUUUGCAUGAAGACUGCUGCGCCGGGUAUGAGUGCAGCCCCUCCCUCUACACGAAGCGAGAUGCCCUCGGUGCUCGUAAUUUUGUCAAGACCUGCCAGCCCGUUGUCACAUCGACUUCGACGGAGGUGACUUCGACGACUAGCACUCCGACAUCGACGACGUCGUCGCGCGAUGUUCUCGACACCCGCAACUUCCUAAAGACCUGCCAGCCCAUUGUCACGACGACUUCGAAGGACAUGACAUCGACCACGGCAACGAUGACCGAAAGUACGCCAACAUCGACAGAGACAGCCCCGCCGUACUGUGGUACUGAGCACGACAAGUGCUACUCGGACAACGACUGCUGUGAUACUUAUGAGUGUAGCUUGGAUAGUCCGUGGACUAGCUACCGCCGCAACGCCCGCCGCAACACCUCCGGAACAUGUAAGCCCAAGGUCACAACCACGACCACCUCCAUGGACGACCAUCCCACAUCCACAACCACGCCCAGCACAUCGACGGGGACGCCUGCACCAUACUGCGGUAAAGAGCACGACGCAUGCUCCUCCGACAAAGAUUGCUGUAAUACGUACGAAUCUGUCAAACUCAUCUUCUCGACUUUCAAUGUGUUCUCCGAUCCCUGCGCUGUCCGAUGUUGGAAGCGAGUGUCAAACAUGACUGAGCAGUCUGGCGAAAACAAUGUUAAAAGCGCCCAAAAGCCGGCAUAUCAACCAAACAGCCAAAGUAGAAUUCUCCAACCCCUCCUACAACCUCGGAUAAAGCCUCGCAUUCCAAUUCCCGUCAUGGAACUGCAUGUAAUUCGCGAGCACGACUCUCAUCUCAUGCCAUGCAAAGUUCAUGCCGACGCAGGAAUGCUUGCCGCUUGA
Molecule: messenger RNA, 3426 nt
Organism: Zymoseptoria tritici IPO323
Lineage: Eukaryota; Fungi; Ascomycota; Dothideomycetes; Mycosphaerellales; Mycosphaerellaceae
Product: Ca2+-modulated nonselective cation channel polycystin
Exons: 14
Coding region: 1-3426 (1141 amino acids)
Source: RefSeq, a predicted model, not a curated record